CACAACAUUUGUUACGGCUUCCCACCACGGCCAUACACUGUCGUUGGACUCAUUUGUCCAUUGGCAACCACAAUGGACCCGCGUGGACUGACGCUACGAAAGAAGCGCAAAGACCGCCCUACAAUAAGCGCUCCUCAAAAUGCGUCUGGUCCAGGCAUCACUCGUCCGGCGGCACCAGCAGCAGCAACACCGCAACAGAAGAAUAAGGGCGGUGCCACUCUCGCUCCCCCGCGCGAUCGUAAUGCGCCUACAGAGACCUCCGAUCUAGUCAAACGUCGUUAUUCGACGCGAUAUAAUCAAUUGCCCGACUUCAGCAAUAUCGGAGCUCCCCCUGUCCCAAACCUGCCCGGUGCCCUGAAGCGACGGUCUGGAGCUGCCUCUCCUCGACGCCCUGGCACGGCAUCCUCUUCACGACCACUCCUUGUCGACAGCGACACUCUGAGUGAUCCAAAUCUUCAGGCUGAACGCUAUGUCACAGAUCUCCUUUCAAAUGCCUCCGAAUCCGACAUUCAGGAAUAUCAGACGAAUUUGCAGCGCCUCAAGAACAGAAAUUCUGCAGAUCUGCAGCAAAGUGUGUACCAGAAUAGGACGUCUUUCAUAAAGAUAAGCAAAGAGGCUGAGAAACUGAAGGCGGAGAUGGCUAUUUUGCAAAGUCUCAUGUCGGAACUCACGAGUACAAUUGGCCAAAGCAGUUCGGGGAACUCUAACAACGCCAUUUCGCCUGAUCUCAGUCACUCAAAUUCGCAGUCCAGAAAACAAGCAAACAGAAGCUCUGUUGCCAAUCUUGAACAGAUGUGGAACAUACAGCUACAGGCGCUAUGGAAGAAUGUGGAGAAAUCUCAGAAGUUCUUGCCCGCAGCCCCGGGUCGUCACAUUGUGGCGGAGACAGGGAGCUGGAUCGAGCUUGAUAGUGCGACUUGGAAGCCUAAGCGUCCUGUCCACAUCGUCCUUCUCAAUGACCAUCUGCUUGUUGCGUCUAAGAAACGCAAACGUGUCGACCCCAAUGUCCCUCAGCAGGGUCCUGCACCAACUAAACUCGUGGCCGAGGAGUGCUGGCCUCUCCAAGAUAUUGAAAUUAUCGACAUGGCUGCCAACGGAGCUGCAACUCAAGCAGAAGAAAAAGCCAUUGCCUCCGCUUUAACCAUCCGAUCGGGCGGGCGGUCACUAACAUAUAGGCACGAGAAGCGAGACGAGAAGGCGAAGAGUGGCUUAUUGAUGGCCUUGAGGAAAGCCACCGAAGAUGUACGCAAGGCUACUAAAAAUCAAGAGGAACAACCAAGCAAUCAAAGUGAAAGCAUGAACUACUUUGCUUCUCGAGAUCCAGCUUCGGCAACAAACACGGGGAUUCUCGACAGUAUAAAUUCGUCCAAAGACAAGCCUGAUAUCCUCAUCGAAGUCGACGGCAAACAGCAGAACUUCCGCUGGGUCGAAGGACAAAUCGAUGACCUCGACAUUGACAUUUCUCUCCAGCGAUUCGACGACGCGGUAGAAAAGGUGGAGAGACUGCGGAAGAUCGCAAAGGGCCUAAAGAGUAACUCGAUCGCACAGGAGCUGAUAGGCCUCAAGGUUGAUGAGCGUGCCGCUAAACUUGCGAGCAUCUUGUGCCGAGAGCUCGUUGAAACGCCCUCUUUCAUGGAGGCUACCAAGCGCACCACCUCUUACCUCAUCCGUCUGGGCUUCGAAGAUCGGGCCCGAGAGAUCUACCUCAACGCGCGCAGUGAGACAUUGACCAAGCGCGCCAGACAAUGCGUCUUUGACGGCGACCUGCAUCGCUACGUCUUCUCCAUCUCAUACGUCUACUUCACCGUCGUGAAGAACACGGUACUCAUCUACCAGGCGUCGUUCGCACCAAUCAGCAUAAGCGCCUGUAUCAAGUGGGCAAACGGCCAUCUCGAGACGUUCAACACGCUGCUCGUGCGACAGCUUAGUGCCAUAGAGCGACAGGGCCAGUUGUGGAACGAAUGCAUGGAUGUCGUGUGGACUCAUGAAAAGGAGAUGCUAGGUGAUUUUGGGUUGAACUUCAGAGAAGUCAUCGGGCGUGGACUGGAACUUGAUCUGUCAGCUGCGAAAAUGGGAUCCGGUUCUGGGGAUGCGCGCGAUCAAAGCCGCUCGAAAUCGCGAGGAAGAGGUACUACUUGAGUGGACGCCUGAUCAUUAUGUUCCGAGAUAUAUGGGUGGUAGCUGCAUUGAGUGGAGAAAUUGUUCUUGUGAAAACUACACAGGAUGAAAUGCAAUCUGCAAUAUCUACUAUGGGUAUGCUCGUGCUGCAAUCACAUAUUUCCCUCUUUCCUCUUGCCAGUAAUUUGAAUUUGUCGUAGAACAUCAUCCAAGCCCUGGGCAGGAG
Messenger RNA from Exophiala oligosperma, 2344 nucleotides. RefSeq lists its product as uncharacterized. Gene Ontology annotation, cellular component: exocyst. The record is from RefSeq and is a predicted model, not a curated record. Bases 73 to 2139 code for a protein of 688 amino acids. Gene Ontology annotation, biological process: exocytosis; intracellular protein localization; Golgi to plasma membrane transport. The transcript has a single exon. NCBI's taxonomy places the organism in Eukaryota, Fungi, Ascomycota, Eurotiomycetes, Chaetothyriales, Herpotrichiellaceae.